AUGGAACUUGAUCCGAGUGCGAUAGAAGUGAACCAGAUAACAGAUUUUAACUCGUAUCUGCAAAGCAUCGAUGUCACAGAUCCGCUAAUCAUUGGGCUCGUUGUGUUCCAUGUCGGCACCCUUGUGACAAUUCUCCUUACGCGAACCUUUACAAACUUGCAAAUUUUCAUUUUUUGUUGUCUGCUGUCGCUGGUGUACUUUUCGGAGAGCAUUAACGAGCUAGCCGCCCAAAAAUGGGCCUCCUUCACGCGCCAACAGUAUUUCGACAGUGACGGCAUGUUCAUGUCUAUCACGGUUUCCAUGCCCGUGCUCCUUAACUGCAUGCUCCUCAUCGGAUUGUGGCUCUACGAGUCGACCCAAACGAUGUCGCGAAUAAAAUCGUGCCAAGCAGCGGCGGCAAUCCGUCUCCAAAACGAAGUCAAAGUCGACAAUACGAAGAAGACGUCGUAA
Messenger RNA from Culicoides brevitarsis, 450 nucleotides. It is a transcript of the gene Tmem18, whose product is annotated as transmembrane protein 18. The record is from RefSeq and is a predicted model, not a curated record. NCBI's taxonomy places the organism in Eukaryota, Metazoa, Arthropoda, Insecta, Diptera, Ceratopogonidae. The transcript has a single exon. The coding region runs from base 1 to 450 and encodes 149 amino acids.